This is a messenger RNA of Stomoxys calcitrans (stable fly), 2814 nucleotides long. Its product is annotated as actin-5C. The transcript has 2 exons. Lineage: Eukaryota; Metazoa; Arthropoda; Insecta; Diptera; Muscidae. The record is from RefSeq and is a predicted model, not a curated record. Gene Ontology annotation, biological process: mitotic cytokinesis. The coding region runs from base 122 to 1252 and encodes 376 amino acids.
CAUUACAGUUUGCGUUCUUGUGCUGUGUGUUGGAUACAUCGCGAGACCUCCCAAACCAACAAACAAAAGACUUAAUUUAUUUAUUUAAUUUUUAGUAACUUAAAAACAAAAAACAAACAAAAUGUGCGACGAAGAAGUUGCUGCCUUAGUUGUAGAUAACGGUUCCGGCAUGUGCAAAGCCGGUUUCGCUGGCGAUGAUGCUCCCCGUGCUGUGUUCCCCUCCAUUGUGGGUCGCCCCCGUCAUCAAGGUGUCAUGGUUGGUAUGGGACAAAAGGACUCGUAUGUCGGUGAUGAAGCUCAAAGCAAACGUGGUAUCCUCACAUUGAAAUACCCCAUUGAGCACGGUAUUGUCACCAACUGGGACGAUAUGGAGAAGAUCUGGCAUCACACCUUCUACAAUGAAUUGCGUGUGGCCCCCGAAGAACAUCCAGUCUUGUUGACUGAGGCUCCUUUGAAUCCCAAAGCCAAUCGUGAGAAGAUGACACAAAUCAUGUUCGAAACCUUCAACACACCCGCUAUGUAUGUGGCCAUUCAAGCUGUAUUGUCCUUGUAUGCCUCCGGUCGUACCACUGGUAUCGUUUUGGAUUCCGGUGAUGGUGUUUCUCACACUGUACCCAUCUACGAAGGUUAUGCCCUGCCCCAUGCUAUCUUGCGUUUGGAUUUGGCUGGUCGUGACUUGACUGACUACUUAAUGAAGAUCUUGACUGAACGUGGUUAUUCCUUCACCACUACCGCCGAACGUGAAAUUGUUCGUGACAUCAAGGAGAAAUUGUGCUAUGUCGCUUUGGACUUUGAACAAGAAAUGGCCACCGCUGCCUCCAGCUCCAGCUUGGAGAAGAGCUACGAAUUGCCCGAUGGUCAAGUCAUCACCAUUGGCAAUGAACGUUUCCGUUGCCCCGAAGCCUUGUUCCAACCUUCCUUCUUGGGUAUGGAAGCCUGCGGCAUCCAUGAAACCACCUACAACUCCAUCAUGAAGUGCGAUGUUGAUAUCCGUAAGGACUUGUACGCCAACACUGUGUUGUCUGGUGGUACCACCAUGUACCCUGGCAUUGCCGAUCGUAUGCAAAAGGAAAUCACCGCCUUGGCUCCAUCCACCAUGAAGAUCAAGAUCAUUGCUCCCCCAGAGCGCAAAUACUCUGUAUGGAUCGGUGGUUCCAUCUUGGCUUCCUUGUCUACCUUCCAACAGAUGUGGAUCUCCAAACAGGAAUACGAUGAAUCCGGCCCCUCCAUUGUGCACAGAAAGUGCUUCUAAGCGGUUUCUUAUUACAACAUACAAGGCAAUACCCUGCCAUUGGGGGGUCUCCCUUCAAUGGUAUGGUAUCGUGUUGUUUUAGUAGCUGCCGUAUUAGUCGUAGUAAUUAUAAGGAGAAGUUUAAGACCCGUAACAACACAACAACAACAACAACUACAAGAGGAAAAGAGGAGGUUUUAUUAUAGAAAAAGAGGAGAGAGAGAAUGCUCCACUAAGGCGACAUUUUCAUAUUUUAAUGAAAAUUCUCCUUGGUCUAGUGUUACAAAAAAUUAAAAACAAUUCCAAAUGAAAUAAUUUUCUUUUUUUAAGAAAAACAAAAACAAAACAUACGUUCCACAAUUAAAAAAUAUUACACGCAAGAGCAACAACAACAUACAUUUACAAGAACAUCCCAAAAACAACAACAAAUAAUUAAUUUGCAAAUUACAAUAAUUUUUUAUUUUUUUAAUUUUUAUUUUAAUUUUUUGAAAACAACUCGCAAAUGUAUUAUUAUUUCUUAAUUAUUAUUAUUAUAUAAUUAUAUAAAAAAGAUGAAAAAAAAACCCUAAACAAACUGUCUUUUUCCUUAACCAUCACUAUCACUCACCAUCUCACCAAAAGCUACCAACUCACCUUCAUUUCAAAAAGAAAAAUCACCUUCACCACACGUCACCUCAUCAUUAUCAUCAAUCAACCCCCCCAAUCACACCAUACAAUUUCUAGGUAGAGUAGGAGUAGAUAUUUCAGCACUUUCUUCUAUCUACUGAAUUGAAAGUUCUCUCCAUAGAUUUUGUUUCGGAGUUGCCACAUUGAAGGGGAUUUCUUCAUGAGAUCCAUCCUGUCGCGUGCUCCCCUCCACUUCCUUAUCUUUCCAAGUCCUCUCCAAAGCAAAUUGAUAAAAUUUAUCUUAAUUUAUUUGUUUGUGUGUUUCAGUGUUCUUGGAGAAAAGCGAAUGUGUUGAAUUUUUUAUUCUAAUUUUCGUACUCUAACAAAAAGACUAAAGUUUCUUAAACACAUAUGUUUUAAUGUUUUUCCAACAAAAUUUUUUUGUUUUGGAAAUGUAUAGCAGAGCACUAUUGUCAUCUGCAUAUGGUGCAGGCUCUCAUUGUAAUUCCUAUUUCGUUCAAAGAAGCACUCUUUACUUUUUUUUUUGAAAGAAAAAGCAAGAAAAUCGCACACAAUUUUAUUUAAAAAAAGAAAUGCCAAAAUUCUAAACCAAGUUGCUGCAUGCCACGAAAGAGGAGAGUGUUUUCAUUUUUCAUAGAAAACCAACUGCAAGAAUGAUAUACUAUAUAAAAAAAAAUUUACAUAUAAAAACUAACUAUACUUAUUAUGUUGAGGGAGAGGAGAAAGUUGCCCAAACGAUCUCCCUCCCUCUGUAAUUAAACCAGAAUCACAAAUAGAAAAGAAGAGCAAAUAAAAGAUGAAUGGAAUUAUUAUUGUUUUUAAGAAUGAAAGAUAAAAACAACAACAACAAAACAAGAGUUUGAGAAAAAGCAACUAAAAACCAGAUGAAAACAGAAGAGAACAAAAAACAUCAAUGAAAUUGUAAUAAUUUUGUCAAUAAAAAAUCUUAAAAAUAA